AUGCAGCUUCUUCAGCUCAAGCAGGCGAUUGCGCUGUCGCUGGCCGGUUUUGCUAUGGCGCACCCGGGAGCCCAUGAACCCAGCUCUUUUACUGAUGUCUCCAAGCGUGCCUUCCUGCACAACGCCCACCGGAGUCUGAGCCAGUGUGCCGGACAGCUCAAGAGAAAUGGCGUCCUUGAACGAGCUGCUUCUCGCCGCGCCGCCGUGUUUGAGCAGUACAAGAAGCGCUCCUUGGGUCUCCGCGAUACGGAGCAGGUGGUCAACACCUCGCACCACUCCUCCCUCGAUGUGACGCUCAACACUCCCGAGUCGGAGCUUUUCUCAAAGGACCCCGUGUGUAUCCUAGCUCCCGAGGGUGAGGUUGGCCCCUUCUGGGUGAAGGGCGAGCUGAUCCGACACGAUCUCUCCGACGGAGAACCGGGUGUGCCUCUCUACAUUGACGGCCAGUUCAUCGACAUCAACACCUGCGAACCCAUCCAGGACCUCUACUGGGACGUCUGGAACUGCAACUCCACUGGAAUCUACUCCGGAGUUCAAAGCAGCAUGAACGGCAACGUCAAUGACACUUCCAACCUCGACAAGACAUUCCUCCGUGGCAUUCAAAAGACUGAUGCUGAUGGCGUCGCGGGAUUCAAGACCGUCUUCCCUGGACAUUACUCGGGUCGCGCAACUCACGUCCAUGUCAUCGCCCACCUGGGUGCGGAGGUCCUCGCCAACAACACGCUGACGGGAGGCCAUAUCCCUCACAUCGGCCAGCUGUUCUUCGACCAGGAUCUGAUCUCGCAGGUUGAAGCCACCUAUCCCUACAACACCAACACCGUUGCCAUUACCGAGAAUGCCGACGAUCAUGUGGUCAUCGUUGAGACAGAGGAUAGCAACUCCGACCCCUUCUUCGAGUAUGCUUUGCUGGGAGACUCGAUCGAGGAUGGUGUUUUUGGGUGGAUUACCCUUGGAAUCAAUGUUACUGCCAGCCAUGACAGCAGUGCUACAUAUGCUGCUAGCCUUACCUCUUCUGGCGGGGUUGUCAACGAAGAUGCUUCGAGUGGCGUUGACAUGUAA
Molecule: messenger RNA, 1059 nt
Organism: Aspergillus luchuensis
Lineage: Eukaryota; Fungi; Ascomycota; Eurotiomycetes; Eurotiales; Aspergillaceae
Product: intradiol ring-cleavage dioxygenase
Exons: 1
Coding region: 1-1059 (352 amino acids)
Molecular function (GO): oxidoreductase activity, acting on single donors with incorporation of molecular oxygen, incorporation of two atoms of oxygen; ferric iron binding
Source: RefSeq, a predicted model, not a curated record